AUGGUACUAGCACUAGAAAGAGAGGACAGGACGGAGCGUAAAGGAAAGCUGAAAAGAUGUUACUCAGCAUGUAGUAUUGGACAAAGGUGUAUCAAAUUAAACGGAGAACAAGAGCCCGAAUUAAAUGAUUUAUUUAAUCCACCUUAUAGAGUGGAGAGACAAGGUUCGGCCAGGGCUCCCAGUCCACCCCCAGGCGAACAAGAGGAAGAAAUUCCACAAGUUAUUUAUAAAGAAAGCCAAACACCCGGUGCCACACAAGGAAACACAAAAACUGCCAUUAUGGCUCCAAAUAGUCUGGUGUCUUCACGCACCAGACAGAAGUCUAUUUUACAGGCACCCCUCCGAGAAGCCAUAAAUCCGGACGGAGGAACAAUGAAAAUAAACGUUCCGUUCACGGGCGCUGAUCUGAGAGAAUGGAAAGAGGCUGCCCGAGAAUACCGUAAUGAUCCGAUAAAGACGGCACAGAAUUUUAAAUUUCUAAUAAAACAGCACAAUCCUGACUGGAGUGAUAUACAAUUAUUAUUAGAUUGUUUGACUGAAACUGAAAAACAAUUAGUCAUAAAAACAGCGGGGGAUCUCGCAAAGGAACAUUAUAAUAUAAAGGGAGAUAAUUAUAGAGAAUGGUUUCCUUUGUUGGACCCGGAAUGGGACCCAAACCGAGCCGCUGAAAUGGGAAGAUUACAGGCAUACCAGGAAUGGAUAUUCAGAGGAAUGGAGAAAGCAAUUCCUAGAACAAUAAAUUGGGCAGCGUUAUAUGAGGUCAGACAGGGUCCUUCUGAAACACCUUCAGAAUUCUUAGACAGAAUAAGAGAUGCAAUGCGCCGGCACACGUCUCUGGACCCAAAUUCGGAGUUAAUAAAAUUAAAAUUAGGAGAAGAACAGGAGGAGGUGGAAUUUUUAAUAGACACAGGAGCCACCUAUUCGGUUUUGAACCAGGCUUUAAUGCCUUUGGGAAAUGAUUAUGUUUCAGUAAAAGGUGCAACUGGCCAAACUGAAAAGGCUUAUUUUUGUAAACCUUUAAAAUAUAAGUUGGGAAAACAGAUGGGGAUCCAUAAAUUCCUAUAGCCAAAUUCCCCAAAGGCCCUUCUUGGUAGGGACUUAUUAGAACAAUUGGAGGCAACAAUCAAAUUUAAAAAAGGGGAAGUUACUCUGGAGGUAAAUAAUCAUCAAUACAUACAGGUUAUGAGCCUAUCUCUGGCCAAUACUCCUAUAAAAAGGGAAAUUGAUACCAGAAUUAUUGAUCAGGUAUAUCCCGGAGUAUGGGCAAUUGACAUACCGGGACGUGCCAAGAAUGCAUCACCCGUAAUAGUAAAACUGAAGGAAGGGCAGAGUGCGGUAAGAAUUAAACAAUACCCACUGAAAAGGGAAGAUAGGGAAGGAAUUCGUCCAAACAUAGAGCGAUUCAUAGAACUAAAACUACUAAAAGAAUGUGAGUCAGAAUUUAACACACCUAUCCUCCCAGUUAAAAAACCUGAUGGGUCUUAUAGGAUAGUUCAAGAUUUAAGGGCCAUUAACAAAAUAACAGAGGAUCUGUAUCCUGUAGUAGCUAACCCCUAUACCUUACUAACCACCCUGACACCUGACCUAGCUUGGUUCACAGUUUUAGACUUAAAAGAUGCCUUCUUUUGCCUCCCUCUCCACGAAGCCAGCCAAAGAAUUUUUGCUUUUGAAUGGGAAAAUCCCAGAAGCGGUCGAAAGACCCAGCUCACAUGCACGGUGUUGCCACAGGGGUUUAAAAAUAGCCCCACAAUUUUUGGAAACCAAUUAGCAAAGGAUUUGGAGUUAUGGGAACCACCGUCAGAAGAAGGGAAAGUGUUACAAUAUGUAGACGAUCUUCUUAUUGCAACCAGAACCGAAGAAUCUUGUAUUAUUUGGACUGUGAGUUUGCUGAACUUUCUGGGACUACAAGGAUAUUGAGUUUCUAAGAAGAAGGCACAGGUGGUGUUACAACAGGUCACAUACCUAGGGUACGAGAUCAGUGCCGGACAACGGGUCCUGGGGAAGGCCCGAAAAGAAGCCAUAUGCCAAGCCCCCCGACCACGAACUGUAAAGGAACUGCAGACAUUUCUGGGAAUGACAGGAUGGUGCCGGCUUUGGAUAUGUAAUUAUGGCUUGCUUGUUAAACCAUUAUAUUCCCUGAUAGCAGCUAAUCAGAAGGAUCUUCAGUGGGAUGCUGAAUCAGACAGAGCUUUCCAUGAACUGAAGAAAGCCUUGAUGUCGGCACCAGCACUAGGACUUCCUGAUGUGAGUAAGCCAUUUUUCCUAUUUUCCCAUGAGAAACAGGGAAUGGCAUUAGGAAUACUGGCACAAGAUUUGGGACCAUACAGACGGGCAGUGGCAUACUUCUCUAAACAGCUGGAUGCCACUGCAAAAGGAUGGCCUGGUUGCCUGAGAGCAGUAGCAGCUGUUAUCCUAAACAUCCAAGAGGCCCGGAAGUUUACCCUGGGCCAGAAAAUGACUGUCUUAGUAUCCCACACAGUGUCUGCAGUCCUUGAAACAAAAGGGGGGCAUUGGCUCUCCCCACAGAGAUUCCUAAAAUACCAGGCCAUAAUGGUGGAACAAGAUGAUGUUGAGAUCGUGACUACAAACAUCGUCAAUCCGGCCUCAUUUCUUAAUGGGAAUAUCGGAGAAUCAGUCGAUCAUGACUGUCUAGAAACAAUCGAAGCCACUUAUUCUAGUCGGACAGAUCUCAAGGAUGUUCCUAUUAAUGGAGCUGAACAUUGGUUUACGGAUGGGAGCAGCUAUAUGCUGAAUGGAAAGCGACAUUCUGGAUAUGCUGUUACAACCUCUGAAGAAGUGAUAGAAUCGGGGCCGCUACCGGCUGACACUUCGGCACAGAAGGCUGAAAUCAUAGCCCUUACUCGAGCUCUGGAGAGAGCUCGGGGAAAACCUAUAAAUAUUUGGACUGAUUCUAAAUAUGCCUUUGGAGUGAUAUUUGGCUGUGAUUGGAACCUAACGUUGAGUUCAAAUAAACAGUUACAACUACAGUAUAUUCCCAAAAGUGAUUUGAUACAGUGA
Molecule: messenger RNA, 3018 nt
Organism: Falco peregrinus (peregrine falcon)
Lineage: Eukaryota; Metazoa; Chordata; Aves; Falconiformes; Falconidae
Biological process (GO): proteolysis; virion assembly
Molecular function (GO): aspartic-type endopeptidase activity; nucleic acid binding; RNA-DNA hybrid ribonuclease activity
Source: RefSeq, a predicted model, not a curated record